This is a messenger RNA of Sardina pilchardus (European sardine), 5098 nucleotides long. It is a transcript of the gene gramd4b, whose product is annotated as GRAM domain containing 4b. NCBI's taxonomy places the organism in Eukaryota, Metazoa, Chordata, Actinopteri, Clupeiformes, Clupeidae. Bases 219 to 2075 code for a protein of 618 amino acids. The record is from RefSeq and is a predicted model, not a curated record. The transcript has 20 exons. Gene Ontology annotation, biological process: negative regulation of toll-like receptor 9 signaling pathway; apoptotic process.
UGUGUCUCUGUGAAAAUCAACAACAGAUAGAAACAGGUUACUCGCAGACUUGGGUGGACUUCUUCUGAGACUAUUCAAGACAGUAAUCAAAAGGUAAACGAGUAGAGAUAAAAAACGAACAGAGGUGCUUGAAUGCGAGAGCCUGACUUACAACGCAUUUCUCCGCGUGCUCUGAGCUGGCUGGCUGGCUGAAGGGGGGCGAACCUCGCUUACUGUUAAUGAAACUUUGUUUCGAAUUUCGGCCUGGGAUUCUUGUUCACCAUGUUAAGAUAAAAACAAGAGGGUCGGUGUUAAAGAUGCUAAAGCGCCUGGACAAGAUCCGGUUCAGAGGGCAGAAGCGUGAUGAAUUCCUGGACCUCGCCGAGUCCCCCAACGCGUCAGACAGCGAAUGUAACGAUGACAUCCCCCUGCCAAUGAUGAGGGCUCGACCCUCAAUCAAGGAGACAGAGGAGCCACGAGACCCUGCUGGCCAGGGUGCUCUCAGCAUGGCCGCCGCCAUCCAGGACUUCCAGAGGACCGACUCCGAGCGGCUCAACGAAGUCAAAGGUCACCUGGAGAUUGCCUUACUGGAGAAGCAUUUCCUGCAGGAAGAGUUGCGGAAAUUCAGAGAAGAAACCAACAUUGAGACAUUAAAACAGGACUUGGAAAAGGAGAGAUUGAAAAGGCUGGAGCUGGAACAGAAACUGAACGAGGUGCUCAAGCCAAGAGCGGAAGAUUCCCCACCACAGCCGCCUAGAGCACAACCUCCUGCCGCAAACGGAACAGCAGCAGAAAAACAGAAGGAGACCCUGAGCUCUCGACUGCUGAAGUGGAUGUACGACCGCUUCGGUGUUUACAUCGAGGACUUCCGCUUCCAACAAGAGGAGAACACCGUCGAGGCAGAAGAACCAUUAAGUGCAAAGCGGCUAACGGAGAACAUGCGGCGGCUCAAGCGAGGUGUCAAGCCUGUGACUAACUUCAUGAGGAACCUCUCUGCCUUAUCAAGCUGGCACUCUGUGUACACGUCAGCGAUCUCCUUCAUUAUCUACAUGUAUGCUGCGUGGCAUGGCUGGGCCAUCCCAAUGUUUCUAUUCUUAGCUAUCUUGAGGUUGUCCCUGAACUACCUCAUCUCCAGGGGUUGGCGGAUACAGUGGAGCAUUGUGCCUGAGGUUUCAGAACCUGUGGAACCACCAAAGGAGGACUUGACUGUUUCUGAGAAGUUCCAGCUGGUCCUUGAUGUAGCUCAGAAAGCACAGAACCUUUUUGGAAAGAUGUCUGAUGUCUUGGAGAAGAUAAAGAAUCUCUUCAUGUGGGUGCAGCCUGAGAUCACUCAGAAGCUGUACGUGGGUCUGUGGGUGGCCUUCAUAUCCUCCUGCCUGCUGCCCUACAAACUGAUCGGCUUCAUUGUAGGCCUUUAUGCUGGCAUCAAGUUCUUCGUCAUCGACUUCAUCUUCAAGAGCUGUCCAAAACUGAGGGCCAAGUACGACACCCCCUACAUUGUCUGGACCAGUCUGCCCACCGAUCCCCAGCUGAAGGACCGGAACAACAUCAACCUGUCCAGACGGCUCUCUGGGUUUGAGAAGGUCCAGCCCACGGUUGCCCGGGGCAACCUGGCGGCCAGCGGCGUCCCGGUCGGCUUCAGCCGGGAGGAGGACGGCGGUCGCAUCAACAGCACCAAGAAGGGCGCCUUCCACGAGGUGUUCAACCUGCCCGAGACAGAGAGGCCCUUACAAGUGUGUGACAACGGGUGGCGCUGCUGCUUGAUAAACAGGGAUAGAAAGAUGCCGACCGACUACAUCCGUAAUGGAGUUCUGUUUGUGACCGAAAAUUACCUCUGCUUCGAGAGUUCCAGCUCGAGAUCGAGCUCCUCAAAGAAGAAUAAGGUCAUCAAGCUGGAAGACAUCACAGAUAUUCAGAAGUACAAAGUCCUGUCUGUGCUGCCGGGCUCUGGAAUGGGGAUCUCCAUAGCGACUCCGUACACACAGAAGCCCCUGGUGUUUGGUGCCAUGAUCCACAGAGACGAGGCCUUUGAGGCCAUCUUCACCCAGUACGUGAAGAUCGUCACCACCGCGGGCGCCACCAACCCCGAGCACUAGCCCACAGGUUGCCUCCACCUCCAGCCGCCAUGACCUGACCCACAUCACACAGGAGCAGCCUCCCUCUUCCUUCACCCCCCCACCCCCCUUCUGCCUGGGUACAGAGGGACUGGGCCUCCCUCCCGGAGGGGGCAGAGUGCGUAAGGGAUGUCCCUCCUCUCCCACUGGAUGGAGAGCACACUGGGAAGACCAGCUGCGACUCGUUAGUCUCCCCCCACCAGAGUGUGUAGGACGAUUUCUUUUUUUCUUUUUUUUUUAACUUGUGUGUUAUAUAUGUUGUCUACUCUGCUUUUUUUGAAGGGAGAAUAUACAUGUUUUUUUUAAUGCCAGGCAGUUAGUCUGUGUCUUAACAUUGCAAUGCCAUAACAGAAUAAGGGGGCUGGUCCCUCUGAAACUGUCUGUUGUCUUCCUCUCUUGUCUUUCUCUUCACAAAUGUGUCAUGCAGGUCAUACUGUUUGCAGUCUUUUCCCCCUGUUUUUCUUGUCCUCACAUGUAUGUUGAAAUCACCACUAGCCUUGUUAGCCUUGCCCUGUAAUACCUACAGACACACACACACACACACACACACACACAGCACUUUUGGCAGUAUGUGUUUGUCGAGACAUGAGUAGGCGAGAUAACGUGGUAACAGUACGCGCAUAUUUCGUCUUGAGCAGGAGUACUGAAUGUAAAGGGCACAUACAGUAUGUCGCUCAGCCUCAAACAUCUCCAAGUGGAGACUCGCCGUACUGACUACAUGCUGAUCUGAAGUCAGCCUCCUUACUUCCCCUCUGGUCUGUGCCCCAAAUCAUAGACUGAUCCCUGGAUAGAAGAGAAUGGUGCCCACUGCAACUGUUAACCAUAGCACAUUGAAACUGACUGUAAUUGAAUUGCACUAUUAUUUCAAACUGCCAAUUCAAAAGUCUUCUUAUUACAAAUAGUGAUUUGUUUAAGCAGAAAAGCACAAGGGGGCAUCGCAAGUGACCGGUGUAUAAGCUUAACAUGUGCAAACAGUCAAAAAGGAUUUUCAGUGUCGGUCAGUUUGUAACCCUGUUUAACUGAACAGCGUCUGACAGAUUCAGUCAUUCAGUACCCUGGGUUACUGGGUGUAUGGGUUAAGGGGAUCUCUGCUAUUUAUCUCGGAUAUUUUAACAGUAUAAUUCUGGAAUAUUAUGUUCGGCUUUUUUUGUAUUAUUCUCAUUCUCUUUAACGAGACGUUCUCCAAAUGCUCUCUGUUCUGUACACUCCAUUGAAUUCCACACGGUGGAAGAGGAAUGUAUUCCCAUACAGCGGUUUCCCUGUGGGGUCAAAGAGCGGGACUUUUUUGUUUUUGUUUUAUUUGCUUUCACACUUCCGAUGCCAAACCAUAUGUUUACUAACUUUGUUUGACCAAUGGCUACAAAAUUGGUACAAAAAAUGUGGUGGGGAAAUGGUUUUCCGUCUCUUAACGGGGAAAUGAUAGGGGAAGGCCUUACUGUCUCUCCUGGUCAUCAUCGUCAGUACAUUACUGGCGUACUAACAAUACCUGUUUGUUCAUUAUUCUGUCUCUCCCAUCAGAAUAGCCAAACAUAAGGGAUAACUCUUCACACAAUAUGGAACUGCUUCAGUUGUGCCUGACCAUAAUAGAAGUGAUGCUAUUUCCCUGAUCUGAUACAUGAUAAAGGUGCAGUUGUAGCACAACAAGUAUGGGGGGUUGGAAGUAGAUCUAAGCCAAGGUAUCUCAUAAUCACAGUAUGCUGAAGGUGUUCUGGUGUUGGUCAUGUAUUUCAUGUUUGUUGUUAGAAACACGGUUCCUGUUUACUCAGUCAAUCACCACUAGGAAAUAAAGGUACCCUGGUCUCACUGCCUUGAUCAUUAAUUAACUGCAAAUGCCUUGUGUGUGCUAGAAUGGGAUAGCAUAAUUACUUGAAAGUACUAAAUGGAGUGACGAAAGCUAAACGUCUAACCAGAUCUGCUAGAGGCACAUCUUCUAGGGAUACAUGUCAUUAGUGCUGACGUUUCUGUUUCUUUUUGCCUAUUGUGAUCACAGAAUGUACAGUCUGUCACUGUCCAGUGUGGUAUUUAUUUGUUUGCCAAAAGUCACGUCUUUCUUUUUGUUUGUUUUUGUUUCAAUGCCAUUGAUCCUUGACUUUUAAAAUGUUUUUGUUUACAUGUGUGUGUGGGUCUGGCUGGAUUCCCAGAGCACUCCUGGGCUGUGAAGGCCAGGCCCCCUCCCCUGGUCCUGAGUGAAAAAUGAACACUCUCCCAGAUGCGCGACAGUGCCACAGUUCCCAAGCAUGAGUGACCAGGUGAGGGCGCUGUUGGACUGAUGCUCUUGACAAAUUGGGCCUUGGUCAUGAAGCGGUCAUGUGGAUAGUCUUCGAUUUCAGAAGCUAAGAAACCUAGAAGACUAUUUGUAGUUGAUCAUAAAAUCUCUAAUUUGCAAUUGGCUCUCCCCCGUCACCAGUAACUAGUGACAUCACAUUUUCAUUGCCCAAGUCAUUUGGUUUUGAAUGUAUCCAGGCAUUGUACUUCGGUUGGCUGUAGAUGUCACAUUGGUUUGUUGCUACAGCCAACCAAAAAAAUCUGCCAUGGGUUUCAAAUGGCUAAAUGGGCAGAUAAACAGGUGAAUUCUUGGCACAGUGUUUUAGUUCGGUCAUGUUUUUCCUCUUCUUUUAAACAUAACACAAGCUCUAUCUUUUCCAAUGUUUUACAGUGAUCAUUUAUCAGAUAAAACAUUUGUGCAGACGUAACCACCAUAAUCAGAAGUUUAUCCACGUGAUCAUCCUGCAUGAAAACAUGUCUGACUUUGUGUUCAUAAACUAUGUGCAUUCAUCAGUGUGUGUCCACUAGCCCCCUUUCCCUUCUGCUGUCAAUCCUGUCGAGUUUUUGCCUUACCUAGCAGAGAUGUGAAUAGUUGUUUCUAUACAAUGCUAAGCUUCUUCUACGACUAAUGCUGAAAAUACUUUAUAAUUCAUUUAGUGUACAGUAUAAAGAAAAAUCCUGUAAAGUUUUUAAAGAGAGUUAUGUCUAUUGUAAAAUAAAUGUACAUUUUUAUUUAAGCA